Molecule: messenger RNA, 2424 nt
Organism: Prunus armeniaca (apricot)
Lineage: Eukaryota; Viridiplantae; Streptophyta; Magnoliopsida; Rosales; Rosaceae
Source: the annotation of a GenBank genome assembly
AUGAGAGUUUUUAGUGGGGACCCAAUCUCCACUGACCCAACCCUUAAUAAGAAUAGUAUUCAUGUUCUUCUGAAAAAGAAGAAAACGAACAAGCUGAGUGACGCCAAUUUCGGGCAAUCCCAAAUUUGCAGUUCCUGUAAGGAGCUGAGGCAACGAAGCCCUGCUGGUCAUGAAGUUUCGUGGCACAGAGCAGAAUCAAUUACCAGGUCCAUACGGAUGCAAACUGUUGAUGCACUGCGCUUGGGUGAGAGAGGCAAAGCUUCCAAUCUGCUUUUGAAUCUUGGCCGUGGGAAUGAUUCGUUAAGAGCUGAUGAUUUCGUCUAUAUUCUUAAUUACUGUGCAAAGUCACCUGAUCCAUUGUUUGUCAUGGAGACUUGGAGAAUAAUGGAUGAAAAAGAGAUUAGCCUGAAUAACAUAUGCUCUUUGCUUAUGGUGCAAGCUCUAUGUAAAGGAGGAUAUUUGGAGGAGGCAUUUAAGUUGAUAAAUUUCCUUGGAGAAAGUCCUGGCAUCUAUCCGGUUCUACCUAUCUACAACAGUUUCUUAAGGGCUUGUGCCAAAAUGCAGAGUAUAAAAAAUGCCAAUCAGUGUUUGGACUUGAUGGAGCAUCAAAUGGUGGGGAAGAAUGAAGUUACAUAUUCAGAGCUUCUCAAGCUUGCAGUUUGGCAGCAAAACCUGCCUGCGGCCCAUGAAAUUUGGAAGGAUUAUAUCAAACACUACAGUCUGAGCAUUAUUCCUCUACGGAAGUUUAUUUGGUCUUUUACUAGAUUGGGAGAUUUAAAAUCUGCGUAUGAGAAGUUGCAAUAUCUGGUGACUUUAGCCAUCAGGGGAAACACUUAUGUUAAUAAAACUUCUGAAGGAAAGUUGUAUUCGUCAAGACUAGACAUUCCUAUACCUUCAAUCUGUGAAUUAGACUUGAAGAAACGUGAUUUGGAGGAGAAUAAACAUUCUGUUCCUUCCAUAUACUGUGAGAAUUUGGACGACCAUGCUGUUAAUGCAGAUCAGUGCACUGCUUUUGGCUUGGGAGUUGGAGACGUUGAAAAUGUUCGAAUGGAUAUGCUUGAUAUACAUAUAAGCCAGCCUGUUAUGAAAAUUUUGAGAUGGUCGUUUAGUGAUGUUAUUCAUGCUUGUGCACGAGUAAGAAAUGUUGGCUUGGCAGAACAGUUGAUCCUACAGAUGCAAAUAUUUGGGUUGCAACCGUCAAGCCAUACAUAUGAUGGCUUUGUCAGAGCAGUUACUUCUGAGCAAGGUUUCAGUAGUGGAAUGGAAAUUUUAAGAAUUAUGCAGCAGAGAAAUUUGAAGCCGUAUGAUUCUACUCUGGCAAACCUUUCUAUAGGUUGCAGCAAAGUGCUAGAAUUGGAUUUCGCUGAGGCUCUGCUGGAUCAAAUAUCUGAAUGUUCAUAUCCACAUCCUUUCAAUGCUUUUCUUGCAGCAUGUGACACGGUGGAUCAACCUGAACGAGCAGUGCAGAUGUUGGCUAAAAUGAAACAAUUAAAAGUUAUGCCUGAUAUUAGGACAUAUGAGCUGCUGUUUUCGUUAUUUAGUAACGUGAAUGCCCCAUACGAAGAGGGCAACAUGUUGUCACAGUUGAAAGCGCUUGGAGCAGAGGGGAUGAUAAGAGAGCUGAUCCAGUAUUUGGACGUGGCAGAGAAUAUAUUUUGUCGUAAUAACAUUUAUCUGGGAACACCUAUUUAUAAUACAGUGCUGCAUUCACUUGUUGAGGCUAAGGAAAGUCAAAUGGCAAUUAAGAUAUUUAAAAAUAUGAAGGUAUUUGGUUUCCCAGCAGAUGCUGCGACUUAUCAUAUAAUGAUUGAUUGUUGUAGCAUUCUAGGAUGUUACAGAUCUGCUUGCGCAUUGAUCUCCAUGAUGUUGCGAGAUGGCUUUUAUCCACUAAUAGUGACUUAUACUGUUCUCAUAAAGAUUCUGUUGGAAGAUGAUGACAUUGAGGAAGCAUUGAAUCUUUUGGAUCAAGCCAGUUCAGAACGCAAUGAACUUGAUACCUUGCUAUUCAAUACCAUUCUUGAAAAAGCCUGUGAAAAGUUGAAUUUGUCGUUGAGUGGAUGCACCAAGAAAAAGUCCAGCCGGAUCCAGCGACCUGCCAUUUUGUUCUCUGCAUAUGCCAACAGUGGUUUUCACAGCACGGCCAUGGAAGCGCUGCAGGUUUUGAGUAUGCGCAUGAUAUGUGAAGAAGAUGGCAGCUUUCCAGAAAAGGCAGAAUUUGAGGAUGACUUCAUCUUUGCUGAAGACACGGAAGCUGAAUCACGAAUAGUACAGCUUUUUAAAGAUUCUGAAGAGAAGCUUGCUGUUGCCCUUUUGAAUCUAAGAUGGUGCGCCGUGCUUGGCUUCCCAAUUUCAUGGUCACCUAAUCAAAGCCCAUGGGCCAGAAGACUGUCAUGUAACUACACUGUCAGGAAAGGAGCCACCUAA